Messenger RNA from Tympanuchus pallidicinctus (lesser prairie-chicken), 10831 nucleotides. RefSeq lists its product as uncharacterized. Lineage: Eukaryota; Metazoa; Chordata; Aves; Galliformes; Phasianidae. The coding region runs from base 748 to 7068 and encodes 2106 amino acids. The transcript is spliced from 8 exons. Gene Ontology annotation, molecular function: acyltransferase activity. The record is from RefSeq and is a predicted model, not a curated record.
CAGCACUUCCCUAUCAGUAUCUGAGUAGUGCACAAACUGGUUUAAUUUGCAUUGAAAUUCAUAGUUGUGCAGGAUUCAUUUCAGUACUCCUUCCAAUACUGAACCAAUACCUCAACACAUGGCUUGGCAUUUCUUACUUUCAGAACUAACGGUGAAAAUGUCAGGGAGGUUCCACGGUGCCUUGCUGGUUCAUCUGAUGACCCACGUUCUGCCCUGUUGGGGAUGUUAGUGGCAUCACCACUGACAAGAUUGCUCUUUAGACACGUGCAAAAUACAGGGAGACUCAACUUAUCUUUGGAGUAGCCACCUUGUGAAUCAGCCUCGUGAUGAUGCUGUGGGCAGAGCCUGUGGGUUAACUGACUUGAAGAAAUGGCAUAAAUAAUCCCAGUAAUGCCAGAAUACAGAAAAGCAUUUUACAGCUAUGAAAGUGAGCAGAUUUGGGGCUUUUCAGAGCAGGUUUCAAAGCCAUUUAGUGACAGUAUACGUUGUUUUCUUUUACUCAGGGCAGUGAUUUCUUCUUUCUUUUUUGGAAAGAGGUUUGUUCCACAGCCAGGGAAGGCACUAACAUCAGGGAAGAUGCUGACAUGAGGACUCUCCUGGCUCCUCAAAGACUGUGCUUCCAUUGGCAAGCGUUCACAUUUUUGCCACGUUCUAGCGUGGAUUUGAAUAAGAAACCUCCCAGAAUGCUAUAUAAAGGACUUCCAAAGACUCAGCGUGUUAGUAACCCCACUGGAAUCACAUAAGGUGAUGAAGAUGGAGACAGAAGAUGAAAUUGCCAUUGUGGGAAUAGCAUGCAACUUUCCCGGAGGUGAAGGAAUUGAGAAUUUCUGGAAAGUGCUGGAGGAAGGCAAAAACUGCACAGUAGAAAUCCCCCCAGAGAGAUUUAAUACCGAAGAGUGGUACGAUCCAGACAGUAACAAGCCAGGAAAAAUGUAUACAACACGAGCUGCUCUUCUCAAUGAAUUUAACACAUUUGACAACCAAGUAUUUGGAAUAAAUAGUAUGGAAGCUGAAUGCAUGGAUCCACAACAGAAGUUAUUGAUAGAAUGCACGUACAAAGCACUGGAGGAUGCAGGAGUCCCUGUAGAAGCCAUCAGUGGCACCAAAACAGGUGUUUUUGUUGGCCUUAUGAAUCGAGACUUUGAAAUCAUAAGAAGCAAAUCAGUAAGUGAAAUAAAUCACUAUGUUGGUACAGGAACAGCAAUGAGCAUAGCUGCUAAUAGGGUCUCCUUCACAUUUAAUCUGACUGGACCAUCGCUGACAAUUGACACUGCUUGUUCAUCAUUUCUUUUUGCCCUGCAUUACGCCUUGCAAGCAAUGAAAUCAGGAGAUUGUGAGGCAGCUAUUUGUGGUGGUGUGAACAGCAUAAUCGCUCCCAGUACUUUUGUGUCUCUCAGUAAAGCAAAAAUGAUCUCUCCAGAUGGAAUGAGUAAACCCUUUUCCAAAAAGGCAGAUGGCUACGGAAGGGGAGAAGGCUGUGGUGUUGUUUUCCUCAAACCACUGAAAAAGGCAAUGGAAGACCACAGCAAAAUCUGGGGUGUUAUAAACAUCAGUGCAGUCAAUCAGAAUGGUAGGUCUAUAACGCCGAUCACAAGGCCAUCUCAAAUAGAGCAGGAGAAGUUGCUGCGCAGCAUUUAUGAAGGUCAUGUGGAUCCCUCAGUUGUGCAGUAUAUUGAAGCUCACGGGACGGGAACUGCUGCUGGAGACCCCACGGAAGCUGAAAGCCUUGGCAAUGUCAUCUGUAAAAACAGACCUUCACAAGUUCCUGCUCUGAAAAUUGGUUCGGUGAAAGGAAAUAUUGGCCACACCGAAUCAGCUGCUGGAGCAGCAGGUUUGAUCAAAGUGCUUCUGAUGAUGCAUCAUGGGAAGAUUGUUCCAUCUUUGCAUUACUCAAAGGAGAUGAGCAGCAUCGAUACAGAGAAGUUAAACCUUGCCAUUCCCACCGCGGUGGAGCCCUGGGAAGAUUCCGGUGAGUACGGAAGAGUAGCUGGCAUCAACUGCUUUGGAUUUGGAGGAACCAAUGCCCAUGUUGUAGUCAGGCAGGUUAAGCAGCCAGAGCCUCUUCCUGCCUUUAAGAGGCCGCUGGAAUUAGUCCUGCUGUCCGCAGCAUCAGCUAAGUCCCUUCAGAUGACAAUGGCAGACACAGCUGCGCAUCUGAGUACAAGAAACUGCGUAACUCUGCCAAGCGUGGCCUAUACAUCUGCCUGCAGAAGAAGCCAUGCCAACUACAGGUACCGAAAAGCAUUUGUGGCAAACUCUCUCCGACACUUGCAGCAAGAAGUUACGUCGGCAGCAAGCACUGACUUUGCCACGUCCAAGGUGGAUCCUCAGCUGGUGUUUGUGUUCUGUGGCAACGGCGUAACACUGAAGGAGUUCAGUGAGGCACUGCUGAGCUCAGAGCCGGUGUUCAGAGACAAGUGUAAGGAAGUAGAAGCGCUCUUUCGGAAACACGCUCCCAUCAGCCUUCUGCCAGCAAGAGGUCGCAGCUCAAAGGAGUUGCUGAAUCCAGAACUCUCCCAGCCCAUGCUCUUUGCCCUGCAGGUUGCCUUAGCUUCUCUUCUAAAGUACUGGGGCAUUAAGCCAGUGGCUGCAGUUGGCCAUUCCGUGGGGGAAGUUGCCGCAGCACAUUUUGCAGGGUACCUUUCCCUGGCAGAUGCGGUCAAAGUGAUAUAUCACCGGAGCAGGCUGCAGGCCAAGACUGCCAGGGGCAGAAUGCUGGUGGUUGGAAACAUCCCCGUUCAAGAGAUUGCUGAACAUCUGCAUCGCUACUCGGGAAAGGUGUGCAUUGCAGCUUUCAACAGCCCAGUUUCCUGCACCUUGUCUGGAAAUCCAGAUGAUGUGGACUUGGUCCAGAAAGAUCUAGCAGAAGCUUUCAGCCACAGAAACAUCUUUCUUCAUGUCUUAAAUGUCCCAGCUGCCUACCACAGCCCUAGCAUGGAUGUGAUACUUGGGGAGUUGGAGCAGAGCGUAGAGCCUUUAGAAGUACAGAAGGGUGACGUUGAAGUAAUUUCAACUCUGACCGGGGCAGCUGCUUCUGCAAAUGACUUCACUCGUGGCAAAUUCUGGGCGCAGCAUACUCGUGAGCCAGUUGCUUUCACUCAAGCCAUAGCGACUGCAGCUAGAGACAGGGAAAAUGUAGUGUUUGUUGAAAUAAGUCCUCAUAGAGCGUUGCAGAGAAAUAUAAAAGAGACUCUAGGGAAAGUCACCAAGGUUUUCCCUUCUCUGCAGUCUGAUGCAGAGUAUCAGGCACUCUUUAGUUUGGUUGGAAAUCUGUUUGAAUUGGGCUAUAACCCCAACUGGCACCACUUUUAUGAUGGAUAUCAAAGCAUUCCAGUAACCAUUCCACGAUAUCAAUUUGAUCGUAAAAGAGCUGUGGCUUCUCUGGAUACCCGCCAACAAGCAAAUCAAAGAGACGUUGGCUCUGGUCAUCCUUUGAUUUAUGUCAUCAACAGUGACAACACGCAGUUUGGCUGCCUGCUCUCCCAGGACACCACAUCCUACUUAUAUGAGCACAAGAACAACGGUGUGGCUUUAGUUCCUGGUGCUUUUUAUGUGGAGCUUGGUCUGGCCUGCGUGAUGAGCAGCUCAGGACCUAAAAUGCCUCUGAGUGCUUGCCAGAUGAGCGUCAGUUUUUCAGCGCCGUGCGUUCUCACACAGAGUUCCCAAGUCUUGAAUAUCAAUCUGAGUCCACAAAAAGCAGCGACAGCCUUUGAGAUACUCUCUUCCUCCAACGCAGUUUACGCUUCAGGCCAAGUUAGAAAGGUGCCUGAGGCUGUGGUGGAAGAAAGCACCAUCUCCUUCCAAGAGGUCUAUCACAGAUGCACGUCAGUGAUUAGCACAGAGAAGGUCUAUGAAGCACUGUCUCAGAUUGGCUUUCAGUAUGGCUCCGUAUUCAGGCAGCUCAGGGAUGUGCAUUAUUGCCAGGAACUAAAGGAAGCUAUAACAAGCAUCAAGGUGAACAAGGAGACUCUCGGAGAGAUGUACAGCUACUGUAUCCACCCAGUGCUGCUGGACUGUUUUAUGCAGAUGACUGCUGUCAUGAUCUCAAGCACGCAGCAGUCCAGAGCAGGCUUUCCUUCAGGGAUAGGCAGCCUGGUGGUGCUGCGACCUCUGGAGGAAGAAAUGAUGAUAUAUAUGAGAACAAGCAAAUCCAUUGGGAACUGCUUUGAGGUCUGUGGAUGCUUCAUGGACAAACACGGGUCCGUUUUGGCUGAACUCAAGCGUGUUGCCAUCACUUUCAUGAAACCAGUGUCUUCCAGAGACAAUGAGUUCAUGUUUGAGAACAAGUGGUCAGAAGUUUCUCCGUCAAAGAUGAUUGGUCAUGUAGAAGCAGUGCCUAGAGUCCUAGUGUUUGCUGACAAAUUUGGGAUAGCUGAGCAGCUCAGAAAAUAUUUGCAUCCUGAUUCCAGAUACGUUAUGUAUGAAGACUGGGAAUCCCUCUUGGAAGUCCACGCAGGGAAUAAGAUGAAAGCAGAGGUUGAGGAUUACAAUGAAGUUCUCUUCCUGUGGGGAAUUCAAAAGGUGAAUGAAGAGCUCCCAAGUAAGGUGGUCGACCAGCUCUCCAAGUGUUGUGAAGCCUAUCGCCAAGUUAUCGUGGCGUUAAGAGAGAAAAGUUCUCCCUGUUCAAUCCGAGUGAUCAGCUACAGAACAACAGAAAGAAAUGUAGACCACGUUAACUGUGGGUUUGCAUUGCAUGGCAUGACCAGAACUUGUGUUGUUGAAGUUCCAGAAAUCACGUUUCAGAUAAUUGACCUCAGCUCUUCCAGCUCCCUGGACAUCUCAACAUUAUCAGAUGUCCUUGUCAAAUACAGAGGAAAGGAUUAUCCGGAAGUCUACAUCAGCCAAGGAAGAAUUUAUGCAUCUGAAAUCAAACGCACUCCUUUUGUAGAUGAAGAUUACAGCCAGCAUGUACGGUCUCUCCAGAAUUCAGAAACAUUCACUUUGUACACUGCUGAUCCAUACUCAGCAAAAGACUUGUCUGCUGAACUAUCCACCAGCACUGCUACUCAGCUGGAAAAUCAAAGUGUUGAGAUUCAAGUGGAUAAGAUCUGUAUCCACUCUGAAGAUUAUUUUCCCAUUAGUGUUUCUAGUCAUAACUUUGGCAAUGCACUCUACUGGAAUUCCCAAGCAGCAGACAAACACAGACUUUUAGCUCUUGAUUUCAGUGGCACAGUCAUUGCAAUAGGCACAGCUGUGAAGAAGGUUAAAGUGGGUGAUCGCGUGGUUUCAUGUUAUCCGGCAGCUGCAUCAUCCAGAAUUCAGGUCCCAGGAACUGUUUGUUUAAAUGUAAAGAAAUUUCCGUGCUUUCAGACCGUCCCUUGUGUGUCCUACUUCAUCAUUGCAUGGGAGAUCUUAAAUCAGAGGUUACCCAAGGGGAAGCACGGCAGAACUUUGGGAAUUAUUUCUACAGAACCAUCAUCAGUGUUAUGCCGUGUUCUUUCUGUGGCAGCAGAAGAGGUGGGCUGGAAAACAGUACUUGCAAGGCCCACUCCUGAUAUGCUGCAGCAUGUAAAUGCAUGCAAUGCCCUUGUUGUUCUUCCUUCAGUAGGGAGACUGUCUCAGGAGGAUUUGGCACACAUGUACUGUCUGAAAGACGUGGUGAUAGUAUGUGGCCAUCAGCAAUCGGAAUGUAUUCAGAGCGUCAGUGGACUUGAUCAUGAACAUAUCAGCUUUCAUAUUCUCAUCCUUAGCAGUAUCUUCCAGAAGGCAUCUCUAAAGGAACUCCAAAAGGCUGUGCGGGUGUGGAUCGGUUCUUUAGAUAUGAAACGGUUCAGACAUCUACCAGGCUCUGUCUUCCAGCAAACUGAGAACUUUGAAAGGCCGCAGUCUGUGGUGUGCUCUUUUACCUGCAAAUCUGUCCCACUUGCUGUACUGAGAAAGCAGAAGGACAUCCCUGUUCUUUCAGAUAUCCCAUUGUAUGGAUCUGAGAAGAAGAUAUUUAAGCCGAACGCUGUUUACGUAGUAGCAGGGGGGCUGACUGGCCUUGGCUUUGAAACUGUGAAAUUCAUUGCGGCGAAUGGAGGAGGGUGUAUUGCAAUACUGUCCAGGAAAAUUCCGAGCAAGGAGAAGCAAGAAGAGAUGAGGGAUUUGCAGAUGAAGUAUGAAGGCAGCAAAAUAGUGUUUGUGCAGUGUGACAUUACUUUGACCAGCGAUGUUGAGGAAGCUUUCCAGAUCAUUGCAAAAUUAUUUGAAGGGUGUCCAAUCAAAGGUGUCUUUCAAAGUGCUGUUGUUUUACACGAUGGUCGCCUUGAAGUUCUGAAGUUUGCUGACUUUCAGAAAGUGCUAAGCCCCAAAGUGGCAGGGACUCUAAAUCUUCAUUGGGCUACAAGAGGCCAACAGCUUGACUACUUUGUGUGCUACUCCUCCAUUACUUCCUUUCUAGGAAACUCCACGCAGGCAAACUACGCAGCUGCAAACUCUUUCCUGGACGUCUUCUGCCUCUACAGGAGGAACUGUGGUCUUUCGGGCCAAUCCAUCAACUGGGGUGCUUUGAACCUCGGCAUAUUGCUCAAUCAAAACCAGAUUCAGAACAUUCUGGGAUCCAAGGGCAUAGAUAUUCUGGAAGUGCAUGAGAUUCAUGAGUAUCUCAAGAAGAGCUUACUUUCAAAUAACCCUCAGCAAGCUGUUGUCAAAUUAAAUUUUAAAACUUUAUUUAAUCAUGUUUUUACUCGGAUUAUUUCACUUAAAAAUCGGUUUACAUCACUCAUGUUAGAAGAAUUUGGAAGCAAGCUUGAACCCCCUGAGAAAUCUCAAGUCCAGGAUACUGCUUCAGUCAAGUCUGAAGACUAUAUUACCUCACUGAUGGCUGACCUCACUGGACUGAACCCAGAUGAACUGGCCAUGAAUACUCCACUUUCAUCAUUGGGCAUCGACUCUAUGUUAGCCAUGACAAUUCAGAACCGUGUCUUUCAAGAAAGAAAGGUGGACAUACCUCUUCUGAAACUACUUGAUCCUCACACCACUCUGUCAAGUUUAGUAGUAGUUUUAGGAGAAACAACCAAUGCAGAUGGAACUGUAGAGAAAAAAAUGUCUGCAGUUGCAAGUGGAGAACAUGAGAUUCGGCUGUAGGAAUCAUUUCUUUCAAUAAUUAUGUAAAGAUGAUUAGACCCUUUGCAGGAUCUCAAUAAUUUUCUGAUUCUUGUUACAGGUAUAAAUUGGACAUCUUUCUAAUGACUGUUUUUAGGUGUUGUGAAUGUAAGGGUUUUCUUUUUCAACAAUUCAGAAUUUGUAUUUUGCUUAUACAAAAAUUUUAAAAAUUGUCAGUAAAACAACUGUAUUUGUUAGCCUUUUAUGAAAGAGCAUAUAAAUGAAAAUAGUAACAUUUUUUAAAAUGCAAAACUGCAAGUGUAUCUCUGUGCUGUUUUAGUUUUUAUCCUUCCUGCACCCUCCAAUUUUAAAUGUUCCUAAUAACAACAAUUACCCCUACUUUACUUCCAAGAGAAAAUACUAACUUUCCCUGUAGUACACUGAGGAAACUUGGUCACUAAUUGAUUAAAAUGAGGACAGUGUCCUUGUAUUGUUUAUCCAUUUUAUAUCCAGUUACCACUUCCCAUCAGAUUUCUCUUGCAGUUCUGGCAGCAUCUGGACUUACCCUAAUACAGGGUUGGCACAUCACCUGGCUGAGAAGGGAAGCCACCUCUGUAAUAGUGGAAGUUGAGUUUAUUGUCAGUAUCUUUCAUAAAUUGGGCAGGCGGCUGUGAUUUGUUCAAAACUGAACCAGCAUUAGAUCCUUUUGUUAUUUUAUGUGAGAAAAGGUCAUUUGCACACCCAUGAAGAGCAGAAAGAGUCAAUGGUAGGUGAUGGAACCUAGUUUAUUUUCCUCCCAUGGCUGUGCCCAGGCCUAUCAUAAGAAGAAUUCACCUAUUAAAGGCCCCUCCCCAUACAUCCAAAGGAGCACAGAGAGCACAAAGGCCCAAUGACAAUCAAGAAGCCAAAUUAAGGACUCAGAGGAAGAGAUAUCCUGCUUGGGACCAUCUCAGUGCUAUCUCAGGGGAGCCUCAGCCCCCGUGUCAAGGUAUGACAGCCAUCAAGAUCAGACGAUACUGGAACAGCCUUUGAACUGAGGGUGGUUACUGCCUAGGGCUAGUGGGACGCCUCAUGGUACUCAGGGAAAGAAUAUUUCAGGACUGCGCUUGUGUGUCAUUUAGGAGAAGAACACAAGUUUAUAAAAGGGAGGGAUCUAGGUGAUUUGAGGAGCAACAAGCAUGGGGGACAGAGGGAUAAGGAGAUAAAGCAAGCCUGUUGUGUGCCAGCGGAUGGCUGAUCAUUACAUUUGGCCAUGCUUUAUAGCUGAUCAGUAUAUCUACCCUUCUGUCCUAUCUUCUUCCUAAAUUCCUUUCAAUCUCUUCUCCUGGGUGAAAGACUCUCUAACUUGUGUGUAUGCGUAUGAUGUUACUGAUAUAGGUAAGAAACAGUGUGUUUCAGGGUAGAGCUCUGAAGAACUCUGCUUGUAACUGGUCUUUGGAAAGAAUGUGAACCUUCACUUUUUGAACCUGAUGAUGCAGCCAAAUUUUCACCACAGGACUAGUCCACUCAAUGAGAGCAUAAUAUCCCAACUAGUAAUAGCUGCCAAGAGUGCCAGCUCAACAAAUGCUACCUCUUGUCCUCUCUUUUGCUUCAAAUAUGAAGAAAAAGUCAGGCACACUUACUACGGACAGGCAUGAUUAGCUUUUCUUAUUUGAGGCACAUGAAACCUCACUGAAGAAAUCAUGUAGGGAGCAAUCCAGUCCAUUGCAGAAUGAGAAGUAUGAAAGAUGGCUAUUUCUCAGAGGCUGCCCUCAUUGCAAAUGUCCCUUGGUCCUUUGGAUCUCAUUGCAAAAUGUCUCUUGGUCCUUUGGAUGCGUGAUUAUCUCACAAUGAUGAAGCCCCAGAGUGUCUUGGCAGAUGAUUUCUUGCCAGUAGUUUCAUCAUGACUGGCAGUAGCAGACACAACUGCCUUUGAUUGCUGGAACUACUGCAAAAGAAUUAGCAAAUGAGUGUUCAAGGAAUCCAGUGUAGGGCGGUUGCUGACAAAAUCCUUCAUGAUAUUGAAGAAGUGUCCUGAAAUCCAUCCCCUUGUAUUCUGAAACUGUUCAACUGGCUGUUACAUCAAAAUCAGGAAGGGGAAGCAAGAGAUAUAUGUCGAUGCAGUCUGAUGACCAGAAUUAAAUAUCCUAAUUAUUACAUGAUUUAGCAGAGCUGGGGAAGGGAGAUCUGUCAGGUCUUCUAGACAUGCUUUGAAUAGGGGGGCUAAAUCUCAAGGGUGUAGUAUUGCUGAAUGAUUGAAGUUGGAAAUGACCUCUGGCAGCCAUCUGGUCAAGUCUGUUGGCCACAGUAAGGCCACCAGUUGGAUUGCUUGUAGCCUAUUCUUGUGAAGUCCUAAAUAUCUCCAAGUAUGUAGAUUCCACUGCCUCUCUGAGCAACCUGUCCUACUGUUUGAUUACUCUCACUGUGAACAUUUUUGGCCCAUAGAGCUAAUCAGUGUUGUCCAAACACUUCUCGAUAUCUGACAGGCUUUGUGCCUUGACUGCCUUUGGGAGCCUGCUCCAGUGCCCAACCACCCUCUCAGCGCCAAAACUUUUUGUAGCCAGCAGGUCAAUAGAAGCGAUUGUCCCCCUCUACUCUGAUUUCAUGAGACCCCAUCUGGAGCACUGUGUACAAAUCUGUUCCCCAACACAAGAAAAAUGUGGAAAAGGUCCAGAAGUAAGCCAUAAAGAUGUUCAGAAGCUGGGCUUGUUCAGCCUGGAGAAGAGAAGGUUCUGAAGAGACCUCAUUGCAGUCUUACACUAAUUAAAGGGUCUUAUAAAGAAGAACAAGAGCAGCUUUUUCCAAGGACAGGCAGUGAUAGGAUGAGGGAGAAGAAUGUUAAAUAAGAAGGGGGGAUUCAGGUUAGAUGUUAAAAAGAAAUUCAUUACUCAGAGGGUGGUGAGGCACUGGAACAGGUUGCCCUGAGAUGAUGUGGAUGCCUGGAGGUAUUCAAGACCAAACCGGACCGAGCCCUGGACAUACUGUAGAGAGUCCAAUGAAAGGCAAUACUGGACCUGGAGCAUCUAUCCUGAGGAAAGGCAGAGGGAGUUGGGACUGUUCAGCAUAAUGCAGAGAGGACUCAAUGUCUAACAAACACCUGAAAUGAGGAUGCAAAGAGGAUGGAUCCUCCCAGCUGAUUCCAGAGCUUGUAUCCCCAGCUCCUGAGGCUGUUACACACAUUCAGCACUGUAGGCAGUGAAGCUGGGUUAAGUAUACAUGAACAUCUCACGUACACCUUCACAUUGUGUAGUUAUAAUCUGUUGAUCAAAGCCUUGGUAAAGUCAGGUCUGACCACAAGGCCAAAGCACCAACUCUGGCUGAAUGCACUGCUGCUUUCUGGCUUUCUCUUACCCAAGCUGCCUCUGCUGGGCCAGCAGCAGUGCCCAGCCAAACACUGUGGGCAAAGCCAGGCUCUCAUCACCUCCCGAUGGCAUUUGUGUUCUGAGGGGGUGAUAGGGCAGCUCCUGCCUUCCACGUCUUUGCUUUUGGUUGCUGCUCAGGAUCUGCCAUAAAGGGGCCAGAAUAUGUGAAUAAAACCAAGAGCACCCUAACCCACACGUAGUAAGAAUAAUAAGAAAGCUGAUUUUGAAAAAGGCUCUGGGGAUGUGCAUUUCAGCUGCAGCUGGCGCAGGGAGCAUUUGGCAGUCCUACAGCAGCAGGUCACAGUGCAGAGGAGCACAGCAGUGGCAGGGUGCUGAGGGCCCUUUUGCUUCUGCCUGCCAAAUGUGUAGGAGAUAUAAGCAGAAAGACAGAGUGGGAAAUGCAAGCAGAUGACACAGUAAAUAGGAGAUACGUUAGAUGGCCUGAAACCUGCAAGCAGCUGGAA